Messenger RNA from Pseudomyrmex gracilis, 867 nucleotides. RefSeq lists its product as uncharacterized. Gene Ontology annotation, biological process: sensory perception of smell; detection of chemical stimulus involved in sensory perception of smell. The transcript has 7 exons. Gene Ontology annotation, molecular function: olfactory receptor activity; odorant binding. Gene Ontology annotation, cellular component: plasma membrane. Lineage: Eukaryota; Metazoa; Arthropoda; Insecta; Hymenoptera; Formicidae. The annotation marks the transcript as partial. The record is from RefSeq and is a predicted model, not a curated record.
AUGAAUUCUAACAAAGAACAUUACUACAAUUCCAUUCAUAUAACCUUAUUGAAAGCGUUAGGUAUUUGGCAUCAUGAUAAGUCGCGACUAGUACUUUUGCAGCGCGUGGUGAUUACACUAGUGCUUGUGCCACAUAUUUGUAUGCAGGUAACAGCGUGGUUUAUCUGUAUCACAGUAGAGACAAACUUACACUUUGACGAGAGUCUUAUAAAGGUUACAGCAUUGGCUUGUCCGUUUUCUGUAAUGGUCAUGCAGUACUUUGUUUUCGUUUUUAAAUCCGACGAAAUUUUGAAUAUACACAAUCGAAUAGAAGGAGACUGGAUGUUGGUGCGUGACACCGUAGAACACGAUAUCAUACAAAAGAAUGCUCAUAGUGCUCAUUUCUACGUUACUCUUACGUUAUACGACAAUGUGUUGCAGCAUAUACCAAAUUCUGAAAAAGAACGCGCUAUUUGCAAGGAAAUAAUGUAUGCGGUACUUGCACACCGUCGAGCUCUAGUGUUUUCCAAAAUAAUAGUAUCGUCAUUUAAUGCUCUGUACUGCGUUAAAGCUAUCUUUAGAGUGCUAUCGUUGACUAUUAAUUUGUAUGGCAUCAUUGAAGCGGUAACGAUAUCCAAAAUCCCUCACAAUACAGUAUUGUAUUGUGUCUCCGUAGUAGGACAUUUAAUGUAUAUGUUUGUGGCAAUGUUUGUCGGACAAAAGAUUACCGAUUGCAAUGACGAAGUGUAUAAUUUAACAUACGAUUCGUUGUGGUACUUGAUGCCUGUAUCGUCGCAGAAACUUGUUUUGUUUUUACUGCAAAAAACUGGCAAAGAAGUUUGUCUUACGAUCGGCUAUCUACUGGUAGCAAAGAUAGAAACUGCUACG